Molecule: messenger RNA, 1050 nt
Organism: Trichechus manatus latirostris (Florida manatee)
Lineage: Eukaryota; Metazoa; Chordata; Mammalia; Sirenia; Trichechidae
Gene: ITLN1
Product: intelectin 1
Exons: 5
Molecular function (GO): oligosaccharide binding
Source: RefSeq, a predicted model, not a curated record
CAGAGGGAGACACUAUCUCUAUCUUCUAAGGUUGUUUGCUAUACAAACAUCUAUGAUAAGGGAGUGUUGAACAAAGACAGUCAGUACCUCUGCUCAUAAGAUGAGCAGAAACGAUGGAGACCUGAGGAGAAUUAUCUUCCAACAGGUGAGUGUGUGUGGGAGCCUUCAGGGUAUACUCUCAAUUUCCCAGAGCCUUUCUGGUUAUGGGGCCUGAGAUGGACCAUGUGCUCUCAGACAGGGAGGCUCUGGGUUGUUCCCUUCACAGAUGGCCUGUAUUUCCUCUGCACUAAGAAAGGUGUCAUCUACCAGACCUUCUGUGACAUGACCUCUGGGGGUGGUGGCUGGACCCUGGUGGCCAGCGUGCACGAGAACAACAUGCAUGGGAAAUGCACGGUGGGAGAUCGCUGGUCCAGUCAGCAGGGCAACAAAGCAGACUACCCAGAGGGGGAUGGCAACUGGGCCAAUUACAACACCUUUGGGUCUGCAGAGGCGGCCACGAGCGAUGACUACAAGAACCCCGGAUACUAUGACAUCCAGGCACAGGACCUGGGCAUCUGGCAUGUGCCCAACAAGUCCCCACUGAUGCUUUGGAGGAACAACUCCCUGCUGAGGUACCGCACUAACAGUGGCUUCUUCCGGAGUCUGGGACAUAAUCUGUUUGGCCUCUACCAGGGAUACCCAGUGAAAUAAGGAUCAGGGAAGUGUUGGACUGACAACGGCCUGGUGAUACCUGUGGUCUAUGACUUUGGUGAUGCUCAGAAAACAACAUCUUAUUACUCGCCGUAUGGUCUGGGUAAAAUUUUUGCAGGAUUUAUCCUUUUCAGGGUGUUUAAUAAUGAGAGAGCAGCCAACGCCCUGUGUCCUGGGAUCAGAGUCACUGGCUGCAACACUGAGCAUCACUGCAUCGGAGGAGAAGGAUUCUUCCUAGAGGGCAAUCCCAGGCAGUGCGGGGAUUUCUCUUCCUUUGAUUGGGAUGGAUAUGGAACUCAUAGAGGCUACAGCUGUAGCCAGGAGAUAACUGAGGCAGCCGUGCUCCUGUUCUACUGUUGA